This is a messenger RNA of Spinacia oleracea (spinach), 2280 nucleotides long. RefSeq lists its product as uncharacterized. The record is from RefSeq and is a predicted model, not a curated record. NCBI's taxonomy places the organism in Eukaryota, Viridiplantae, Streptophyta, Magnoliopsida, Caryophyllales, Amaranthaceae. The transcript is spliced from 8 exons. The coding region runs from base 289 to 2043 and encodes 584 amino acids. Gene Ontology annotation, molecular function: protein binding.
ACUGUACAUCCCCCCUAUAUACAUUCUCCAUGAUCAUACAAUCGAUCACCCUUUCCUUCCUCCGCCAUUUUCUCUUUCCUAUCUUCAACACCUUCAAUACCCACUACUCCUUAGUGCCUCAAUACAAAGGACUACUUCGUUCCAAGCAUUUUGGUAUUAUUAUUAUUUUUAAUUGAAAUUAUGUUGGUAUUUGACUCUUGCAUUUUCAGCAGAAUGCCUCAAUCAUAGGAGGGUCGGUGGUAUUUUUUAAUGUUUUUAUAAUUAUUUUUGAGAAUUCCGAGGUAAGUCAUGGCAAUGCAAGACAAGGUGAAAUGUGUUGGGACAGAAGAUGUGUUCUUUGAUACUGUGGAUCACAUGUCAGCUGAACAUGAUUCUUUUGUUAAUGAGGUAUUUGGGUAUGAAUUCUGGAGGAUUAAUGAACCAACAAGGAGUAUUAAAGAAAGGCGCCACACUUUCUUACGCGAAAUGGGUUUUAUUCAGCCAUGCUCUUUAUCUGAAACCGAAGCUGCUGCUGCUGAUGAUAAUUAUGAGGAAACCAGUGAGACUGUUUCGAGUUCAUGUUCUUCCUCGACUAUUGAUUGUGAAGAAGAUAAUGAAUCUGAUGAUGAUCAUCCAAUUAGGCCAAGCCUGUCUGUUUAUGAAGAUGAAGAGGUAUCAACCUCCAAGAGUAACAAAUCCAUAAACAAGAAAAUCAGGCAUUGGUGGAAGGAUAAUGUGAUGAAGAAGAAGAAAAGAGGAAGUAGUAUUGAGAAGCCUGGAAAAUUAGAGACGAGUAGAACAAAAGUACAAGUGAAUAAAAAGAAGUUUAAGGAACUCAGCGCGUUGUUUGAAGCACAGGAAAUUCAAGCUCAUAAAGGCAUUAUUUGGACUAUGAAAUUCAGUCCUGAUGGUCAGUAUCUUGCAACUGGUGGAGAAGAUGGAGUUGUUCGUGUUUGGCUCGUUAACACUGUCGAUUCAUUCCUUGAGAGGUUUCCAGAGGAAAUACCAGUUGUUAUUCCUGAUGAAAUGUUUAAAAUCCAAGAGUUGCCGGUACAAGAAUUUCAUGGUCAUACAGCGGAUGUCUUAGACCUUUCUUGGUCCAAUUCUAAUUAUCUUCUUUCAUCAUCUAUGGAUAAAACAGUUCGCUUGUGGCAACUCGGAUCUGAUACAUGUCUCACUACUUUCCAUCAUACUGAUUAUGUAACAUGUGUUCAGUUCAAUCCAAUAGACAAUCGUUACUUCAUAAGUGGUUCAAUCGAUGGGAAAGUUCGUAUAUGGGGAGUAUCAAAGGAGCGAGUUCUCGACUGGGUCGAUAUCAGAGAAGCAGUCACAGCUGUAUGUUACCAGCCUGAUGGACAAGCUUUCGUCGUAGGAUCUCUUAGUGGCAACUGUCGGUUCUAUGAGACAAAAGGGAAGUUAUUCGAGCUCAGUGCACAUAUUUCACUUCAUAGCAGCAAAAGAUCAUCCACUAAUAGGAUUACAGGAAUACAGUUCUCCUCAAAGGACUCUCAGAGAGUUAUCGUCUCAUCAGAAGAUUCAAAAACCCGUAUACUAGACAAGAUGGAUGUUGUCUGUAAAUUCCGAGGUUUACCAAAGUCAGGAAGUCAAAUGUCAGCUUCAAUUACAUCAAAUGAGAAACACAUAAUAUCAAUUGGACAAGAUUCACGCGUAUAUGUGUGGAAUAAUGAGAAGCCAGUUGAAUCAUUAUCGAGCCAUACAAAGUCUAUUCGAUCUUGUGAGCAUUUUCAUUCAGAAGGUGCGUCUGUAGCAGUACCUUGGUGUGGUACUACAACACUGCCAAAGGUUUCAAGUAUCAACCAUGAAGCAGCUGGGUGUAUAGCUCAGUCUCCCCCUAAAAUGUCCCUUAUUAGUAACAUGUUCUCGUCUAAGAGCUCUGCAAUAUGGCCAGAAGACAUGCUUCCUGUCUUCACUGAACCAGAGGACCCUUCUCAAGGGCGUUACAACUUGGAUCAUUUUCCGACAUGGGGGCUUGUGGUUGUCACAGCUAAUUCUAAUGGAACGAUCAGGACGUUCCACAACUACGGUCUCCCAACUAGAGUUUAGAGAUUUAAUAGCUAGGUGGCUAGGCAACCAUCCAAAAUCAUACCAAGUAGUUUAUUAUGUGUAUCCUUGUGUAUAGAGUGUACAUUUUAUUAUUUUGCAAAUAUGGUAUAGUGGUUCACUGGUUUAGGAGUGACCAUAUCUCUUGGUUCUUCAUUAGUUCUUCAGAAUGGAGGGGUUGUAUAUUUGGUUUCUCUGCUGUUUGUUUAUGUAAUUAUUCAUUUGCAUUGGUUCCCUGCA